Fusarium pseudograminearum CS3096 is the source of this 3750-nucleotide messenger RNA. RefSeq lists its product as uncharacterized. The record is from RefSeq and is a predicted model, not a curated record. NCBI's taxonomy places the organism in Eukaryota, Fungi, Ascomycota, Sordariomycetes, Hypocreales, Nectriaceae. The transcript is spliced from 3 exons. The coding region runs from base 1 to 3750 and encodes 1249 amino acids.
AUGUCUAGUUGGGAAACCGCAGCCCUUCGGUUACACAGCAAUGUGGCCGCCGACUCAACACCGAGCUCGUCUCACAAGAGUCUACCACCAUUACCAAAACAAAAGACCAAGAUAGGGACUGUUGCAGAUGUGAAGGAAGUUCCCGGGGAAGAGGAAUCUACCAAGAUAAAAGGAUGGAAACCACUCUCACUCUCGACACCGAUUCUACUUGCUGUAAUCGCCCUUACGAUCCUCCUCGCCAUCGCUGUUGAAACGCUAGCACAACGAAGUGCCUCUCAAGGUGGCCUGGCUCUGUCUCCUUCACUCAAAGAUAUGCCCGAAUACGCCAGGAUUAGCUACCUCUAUGCCCCAACCAUCAUCGCCGUGUUGUACAGUAUGAUAUGGAGUUGGAUCGACCUUGAUGUCAAGCGAAUGCAGCCAUGGUUCGAAUUGUCAAAACGAGAUGGAGUUACCGCCGAGAAUUCGCUUUUCCUGGACUAUCAGUACGACUUCGUUGGCCUCGUCCCCUUCAAGGCUGCGAAACAAAGACACUGGCCCGUUUUCUUUGGGGGUACUGCUAUGGUAAUGGUCUUUUGGUUACUUACUCCCUUGCAGAGUGCAUUGCUUGGAACAGAAGUUGUCACUCGAGUCGAACCUGGGACGAUUGGAAUUCGAUCGCAGUUGCUUCCGGUCGAAGACCACAUGUUACGCUUGGAUCCCGAAUUUCUGAAUCAUGGUUAUGCUACCGGAUGGCUGGGGCAGCCAUUUCCCCCAUUCAUGACCUCCAAAUAUGCACUGCUCCCCUUCUAUAUCGACAGCGAUGAGACAAUUCCCGGUACUGAGACUAAUUGGACGGCUGAAACAACAAAGUUGUCUACAGAGCUGAACUGCUGGUCAGCAGACAUAUAUAAUCAACGUGAACAACCCGAGACGACUGGGCGUGAGUUCUUGGAUGGUAAAGGCUGCAAUGUGACCCUCAGCAUGCUGACGAUUAUGGACUUUUCCAUGUACUAUGUUGGAUAUUACUCAAACCCCUAUGCCGACUACUGUUUGGGUAGCCCUAGCUGCCGAACGAAAGACGCCCCUCACCAGUUCCUGGCAGUCUGGGUUCAGGGCGACAGAGUACCUGGCAAGACGCUUCCGAAUUACAACAUCACAGGUUUAUUCUGCCAGCCGACAUAUUACAAACAACGGGUUCUCGCCAAGGUCAAAUCAUCAACAUAUGAGCCAGACACCGAUACGAUAGAAGCCAUUUCUGACAGGGAAAUUCUUACGGACAAGGAGUUCAAUUCGACUACAUUCGAAUACCUUCUUGCCAAUGGUGUGACAGAAAACAUUCCUGUUAGGGAUUACCCUUUCACCACUGUUGUUGAACAACACCCCCGGCUCAAUGGGACAGGUUUGGCUCUGCCAGUUUCUAACAUGGUCGGCUAUGCACUGGCUGGCCGUGAUGUUCCAACGACAGACUACUCCUCGCCCGAUUUUCUUGCAAAGGUCUAUAACGAGGCACACCAAUAUCUGUUCUCUCUAGCAGUCAACCAACUGCUUGUAAAUGAGACAAAAAUGGCGAACAAUACUGCGACUAUUGAUUUCGAACUGACAGGCGUUGUAGUCAGCAGGGUGUUCGCUACCUGUGUUGAGAGUUUGCUAGCAGUCGUUGCAUUAUUCACGGCUUGCAUAUUGUGGUUGUGCAGAGCUGCCCCAAGUAAUUUACCGAUGAACCCAUCAUCUAUCACCAGAUACAUCGACAUCUUUCGAAAUAGUCCAGAACUGCUAGAAUCAUUUUCAUCCAUGGACAAUGCCACUGAGGAAGCUCUGUUCGAAGACUUCCGACAAGACAAUGUUCGACUCCUUCUUGAUUCGAAAUCAAACAGCACCCAGGUUUUUCUCGACAAAUUUAUACAACGCUCAUCAGACUCCCAAAGCAGGAUUCAUGGCUCCCCAAAGGGCUAUUAUGAUCCCAUCCGACCCUUGGCUCUGAGACAAUGGAGCGGCCUACUCUUCGUGCUGGCUUUGGUGGGUGCAAUGGUAGGACUCUCGUAUCUCAAAGAACAGGAGAAGGCGUUGAACGGAUUGCCCCGUCCAUCACAAAAUUUUGAAGUGCUGCAAAUUUUAGAGAACUAUAUACCGACGGCUUUUGCCACGUUAGUUGAGCCAUUUUGGGUACUCUUGAACCGUCUUUUGUGUGUUCUACAACCUUUCAGAGAUCUCUGGAAGGGAAAGGCCAAGGCUUCCUCGACAGUGGAUGCUACUUACACUUCAAUCCCCCCUCAGCUUGUUCUAUGGAGAGCAAUCAAGUCAAAGCACAUGAUUCUUGCACUAGUCUGUGCGAUGGCUCUCUUGGCUAAUCUUCUCGCUGUUGGGUUGGGUUCUCUCUUCAAUGAAGCCCCGAUGAUAGCAGGAUACGCAGAGAACCUGGUACCAGCAUACGCGCCCAAGUUUGACAACGACUCAGUCAAUACAUUCAGUAUGUUCUUGAGCUCAAAUCUUAUAACGACUCAUUUGUACCAGGAUCAAUACUAUGUCGCCAUGGCCAACAUGUCUUCCGGGACGCCUCUUCCACCUUGGGUAUCAAAGGACUACUACUUCCAUCGACACAAAAUUGAUCCGUCUCGGAAUAAACAUACAGGGGACGUGUACAAUCUCCAAGCUCGCGGCUAUGGGUCCAGGGGCAACUGCACCGGCUGGCCCACACGGCGGCUCCCACUUGCAAACGGAGAGGAUUUCGACAAGAAUGGGGCGUUCGUGGAUGUUCCAGAAGAUCAUUGCCCGGACCUAGUCGACUACGCCAGCCGAAGACUUCGUGAUUCAAGUACUGAUCACUCUGUUGGUCUUUCUGCUAUAGAACUUUCUGGCACUAUAGGCUCCAGAUCAGGACCUCAACCGUGUGGGAGAUCAUUAAUACUGGGAUGGGGUCGCAUGCCCACUGCAGAGGAUGUCAACUCCACCCUGGAUUUCAGCUUCAUGAAAUGCCGUCCUGUAUUUGAAACAGCAAUGUUCAAUUUAACGGUAGAUAUGGAAGGUCAUGUUAUCUCAUACAACAGAACGAGCGAGCUUGAAGCCACACUGGACAACCCUGAUUCAGAAGCACAGUCUGAUAUUAUCUUCCAAGUCACUAAUCAGUAUUGGAACAACCCCAGACUUCAAUUUCACAACGAUACGACGAUUCGGGAUUGGAUGAGUUAUUUGAUCAUGGCUUCUACGAACGGGUCCAGGGCUAUUGUAGACCCAAAGAGUCCUGUGCCCGAUCCCAAAAACCUUCUUCCUUAUGUUGAAGACAUCUAUAGAAGGGUCUUUGCAAUUAUGCUGAGCCUGAACGAGCAAUUAUUCGACCACAGCCAGGAGGAGAAACCAACAGCAGUCACCCGAAAAACACAAGAAAUCCGUAUAUUCAUGGAGGACGCCUCUUUCAUUAUUACAAUGACAAUUCUAGCCAUCAACACGUGCGUGGCUCUGCUAUUUUAUAGCAGAGCUGUUCCAUCGGUCCUCCCUCGCAUGCCUACGACCAUUGGCUCUGUCCUGGCAUAUGUCGCUUCCAGUCGGCUUGUAUCUCCUGCUUUCAAUCUCACCCCUGGGAACUCGACGCGAACGUUCAGCUUUGGUAGAUAUAUCGGACGGGACAAGGAUGUGCAUAUUGGUAUCGAAAUGGACCCUCAUGUUGUUCCUGUCGAUCCCCAGUCACUCAAACCGAAGGAAAAUAGUAUCGGUCGCUUGUUCUUCAGAAAAAAGAAAUCGAAGGAAAGAAGAGUCUCAGAUGGAACUUGGCUCUGA